Messenger RNA from Rhinichthys klamathensis goyatoka, 1346 nucleotides. It is a transcript of the gene thoc3, whose product is annotated as THO complex 3. The transcript is spliced from 6 exons. The record is from RefSeq and is a predicted model, not a curated record. Gene Ontology annotation, biological process: mRNA export from nucleus. Gene Ontology annotation, cellular component: THO complex part of transcription export complex. Gene Ontology annotation, molecular function: protein binding. Lineage: Eukaryota; Metazoa; Chordata; Actinopteri; Cypriniformes; Leuciscidae. The coding region runs from base 36 to 1007 and encodes 323 amino acids.
AUUAAGCUUAAAUACACGGCGAAUGACAAGCUAGCAUGGCGUCCUCCUCAUACUAUCAGGAGAUGCAGGAGGUUUUCAGGAAUAACAAUAAAAGCAGAGAGUUCCCGGCUCACAGUGCUAAAGUGCAUUCGGUUGCCUGGAGCUGUGAUGGGAAACGUCUGGCGUCCGGAUCAUUUGACAAAACCGCCAGCGUGUUUGUCCUGGAAAAAGACCGGCUGGUGAAGGAAAACAAUUACAGAGGACAUGGAGACAGUGUGGAUCAGCUGUGCUGGCAUCCCACAAACCCUGAUCUGUUCGUCACUGCAUCCGGAGACAAGACCAUCCGCAUCUGGGACGUACGGACCACCAAAUGCAUGGCCACAGUCAGCACGAAAGGGGAGAAUAUCAACAUAUGUUGGAGUCCUGAUGGUCAGACAAUUGCUGUAGGCAACAAGGAUGAUGUUGUAACUUUCAUUGAUGCCAAGACACACCGUGCUCGUGGUGAGGAACAGUUCAAGUUUGAGGUCAAUGAGAUCUCCUGGAAUAAUGACAACGACAUGUUCUUCCUGACCAACGGCAAUGGCUGUAUCAACAUAUUAAGCUACCCUGAACUGAAGCUCAUACAGUCAAUUAAUGCCCAUCCGUCCAACUGCAUCUGCAUUAAAUUUGAUCCCACUGGCAAGUAUUUUGCCACCGGAAGUGCAGAUGCCCUGGUCAGCCUGUGGGAUGUGGAGGAGCUGGUGUGUGUUCGCUGCUUCUCCAGACUAGACUGGCCUGUGCGGACGCUUAGUUUCAGUCAUGAUGGUAAAAUGCUGGCGUCAGCCUCUGAGGACCAUUUCAUUGACAUCGCUGAAGUAGAGACAGGUGAGAAACUCUGGGAAAUUCAGUGCGAGUCUCCAACCUUCACUGUAGCGUGGCAUCCAAAGAGACCCCUGCUGGCGUACGCCUGCGACGAUAAAGAGGGCAAAUACGACAGCAACCGAGAGGCAGGGACAGUCAAGCUCUUUGGACUUCCCAAUGACUCUUAAGAACCAGUGUUUUUAGGUUGUUGUUUUUUUUUUUUUUCAGGCCUCAUUUGAGGUUUAAUGAAUAGUUUGUUUGAUUGACUUUGUAUUAGAUUCCAACUUAUUUUGAAGCAAAAGCUGUAAAUGGAUCAAAGAUAUUGUGAUGGUCUGUUCUCAUAUUACUUGAUGAGUUCCUGAAUGAACAAGCUCUAAAUUACAAGUAUAAAUAACUACGGCCUGCAGCUCAUCUUUAGAACAUAAGAAUGUUCAACUUUUUCCAAAAAAAAUUGCACUGUGCAUUUUAUCAUGUCUGUGUAGAGGACUUGAAAAUAAUUUGACUUGAAGCACAUGUUGUUGUUGUUU